Quercus robur (English oak) is the source of this 1157-nucleotide messenger RNA. RefSeq names its product (+)-cis,trans-nepetalactol synthase NEPS1-like. Lineage: Eukaryota; Viridiplantae; Streptophyta; Magnoliopsida; Fagales; Fagaceae. The transcript has a single exon. The record is from RefSeq and is a predicted model, not a curated record. The coding region runs from base 180 to 980 and encodes 266 amino acids. Gene Ontology annotation, molecular function: oxidoreductase activity.
GUAUGCCACUUCUCACUUGAUUGCUAUUAAAAAUGUGUGGAGACAAUUAAUUGUGAUCUCGAAAUAAAAGGAUGAAAAAUAGUAUUUCUUUGGCCUUUAUUAUUACUUUAUCCGAAAUAAAGGUAUUCGAUUCUCAAAAAAAAGAAGGUAUUCACUUCACUUGACUGAAACAAAACAAAAUGGCACACUCGAACUCCACAUCUUCAAGCAAUAAGCUCCAAGGGAAGGUGGCCAUAAUCACCGGAGGUGCAAGUGGCAUGGGUGAGGCCACGGCGCGCCAAUUCGCCGCUCACGGCGCACGAGCCAUUGUAAUCGCCGACGUCCAAGACGAGAAGGGCCAAAAAGUGGCCGCAUCAAUCGGCUCCAACAUCUGCACCUACAUACACUGCGAUGUCAGCGACGAGGAACAGGUCAAGAACAUGGUAGACUCCACGGUGAAAGCGCACGGAAGCCUCGACAUCAUGUUCAGCAACGCGGGCAUGGGGAGAGCGACCCUCACGUGCGAUCAGACCGCGCUGGACAUGGACAUGUCGGCUUACGACAAGAUUAUGGCGGUGAACGCUCGUGGAAUGGCGGCGUGUGUGAAGCACGCCGCGAAGGCCAUGGUGGAAGGGCAAGUGAAGGGGAGCAUAAUUUGCACGGCGAGCAUAGGGGCGAGCGUUGGUACCGAGAACUUCGCGGACUACGUGAUGUCGAAGCACGCGGUGCUGGGGUUGGUGAGGUGCGCGAGCUUGAAGCUGGGGGCAUAUGGGAUACGCGUGAAUUGUGUAUCACCAGGGACAGUUGGGACGCCAUUGUUGAAGGAGAUGCUCGGGUAUGAAAAUGAGGAAGAGGAUAAGGUGGUAGAGUCGAAUCAAUACUUGAAAGAUGGGGCUUUGAGGCCCAAAAACGUUGCUGACGCAGUGGUGUUUCUUGCUUCUGAGGAAGCUGAGUUCAUCACUGGCCAUAAUUUGGCGGUGGAUGGCGGGUAUAAGGCUUAAGAGUUUGGGUAAUAAUCCAUUAGAACGGUCCAGUUGUUCUUGCAGAAUCAACAGUAGUUGAACCUGUUCAAAGGGCAACGAAAAAUUUAACAACUAACAUCUCUAAUUGGCAUUACUUUUUAACUUGUGAUGGUAAUUUUUUUUAAUUUAAAAUUUUAAUGUUGGUAAAUUGUUCAA